CUCGCUGCUACACGUGACAUGUUUUCACCUUUACAUUUUCUUUACCAAUGUUUGCCUUUCUGGUAAUAUUUCUGUUAUAAAAUUUUCUACUGAAAGUAAGCCGUUAUUUUGUUAUUUAAAAUGACGUCUAGAGGGACACCUAGCCGAUUUCUGAAGAGUGUUUUACAAAAUGGAGUCGGGAGAUACGUUUGUCAGUUGAAGCGACUUUCGCUUGUGUUUUCUAAAGAUUCGGCCAACUCGUUGGGCGUCAGAGAGUUUAUUGAAGAUGGUGUUGUUGAUUUUGCAAGACAAAAUCCUGGAAUUGUAGUGUAUGUUGCUCCUGAAAAAUGCAGUAUUCCCAAAAUUGUAGCAGAAUACUUAAAUGGUACAGUAAAAGAGGAGCCGGUUAACAGAAAGACUUCGGAGGAGAUCAGACAGCUCAUCAAAAAGCUGUCUGUCCAGUCUGGUUUGGAAGUAAUCAGGAUCCGCAAGCCCUUCCAUACGGACAGUCCCAGUAUCCAGGGCCAGUGGCAUCCUUUUGUAAACAGGUCUCCUUCGCUCCGAGUGCAGAGAUUUGUGAAAGAGAAGAGCAAACUGGAAAGCAGCUAACCACCCAUCAUGGACUGAAAUCUUUAUGGAGCUGUUAACAUUACUCUUUGUCACGUCCACAGCUUCUGUUUUUUAUUUUACAGAUUUAAAUCAUUGAUACGCUGAAUGCUAAUAAACACAAUUGGAUGUGGA
This is a messenger RNA of Erpetoichthys calabaricus (reedfish), 720 nucleotides long. RefSeq names its product mitochondrial ribosomal protein L43 (gene mrpl43). Gene Ontology annotation, molecular function: structural constituent of ribosome. Gene Ontology annotation, cellular component: mitochondrial large ribosomal subunit. The record is from RefSeq and is a predicted model, not a curated record. The transcript is spliced from 3 exons. Gene Ontology annotation, biological process: mitochondrial translation. NCBI's taxonomy places the organism in Eukaryota, Metazoa, Chordata, Cladistia, Polypteriformes, Polypteridae. The coding region runs from base 121 to 588 and encodes 155 amino acids.